Candida albicans SC5314 is the source of this 3021-nucleotide messenger RNA. It is a transcript of the gene PHO87, whose product is annotated as SPX domain-containing inorganic phosphate transporter. Gene Ontology annotation, molecular function: phosphate transmembrane transporter activity. Gene Ontology annotation, cellular component: membrane. Bases 1 to 3021 code for a protein of 1006 amino acids. The transcript has a single exon. Gene Ontology annotation, biological process: polyphosphate metabolic process; phosphate ion transport; monoatomic anion transmembrane transport. Lineage: Eukaryota; Fungi; Ascomycota; Pichiomycetes; Serinales; Debaryomycetaceae. The record is from RefSeq and is a predicted model, not a curated record.
AUGAAGUUUUCUCAUUCAUUGAAAUUUAAUGCUGUUCCAGAAUGGCAAGAUAAUUAUAUUAAUUAUCCUACAUUGAAAAAAACUAUUUAUAAAUUACAACAAGAUCAACUUGUUCAUAAUGGGAAUCAAGAUCAAGGUUUUAUUGUUGGUACUAAUCAAACUACUGUUAGUCAAUUGGUUAAAGAUUUUGAACAUAUUCAAAGCACUGCUAACACCACCACCACCACCAACAUCAAAAACACUAAUGGUGUUGAAGUUGAUGAUGAAAAAACUAAUAAACAUAAUCAUCCAUUUGGUGAUAAUAUAAUAAAACAUCGAUUAACUAAAAACAUCAUUUCUAAAUUCAAAAGAAAUAACAACACCAAUGCCACCAACAAUUCUAAUAAUUAUGGUAGUGAAAGUGAUUUAGAAAUCAAUCAAACUAGUUUAGAUAAUGAAAAAGAAUCAGAAACUAAAUCAUUUACUGGUGAAUUAGAAUAUACUUCAACUUCUUCCAAUGGUGAACAUGACACCACCACCACUGCCACUAAACAUGAAUUGAUAUUACAACAAAUUUUGAAUUCUAAUGAUGAAUCAUAUAUUAAUCCUAAAUCAUUAACAUUUGAUCCAUUAAAAAUUUUCACUAAACAAUUAAUUGGUGAAUUAAUUAAAAUUAAUCAAUUUUACAAUUCAAAAGAAUCGGAAAUUUUCAAAAUUUAUAAUAAUUUAAUUCAUGAUUUACAAAAUCAAAAUAUUAAUAUUGAUGAUGUAUUUAAAUUCACUCAAGCUUAUAAUUAUUCCGAUCCAAAUAUAAUAAAUACUGAUGAUCAUCAUCAAUAUCAUUUAAAAUCAACUUUAUCAAGAACAGUUACUAAUGCUAGUGUAUUUGAUACCAUUAAUCAUAUUGAUAAUGAUUAUGAUAAUAAUAAUAACAACCAAAAGAAUAAUUAUGAUUUGGAGAAACAAAAUAAUACUACAGUUGCAAUUCAUGAUGAUGAUGAUUCAGAAGACGAUGAAGAAGAAGAGGAAGAAGAAACUCAUAGUCAUGAUUCAGUAUUACUUAAUCAUACACAUUUUAAUGUUAAACAACAAUUAAAAAUCACAUUAAAACGUAAAGCCAUUACAUUAUUUAUAAAUCUUUCUGAAUUAAAAUCAUUUAUUGAAUUGAAUAGAAUUGGAUUCACGAAAAUUUGUAAAAAAUUUGAUAAAACUUGUGGUUAUUCAAUUAAACAAGAUUUUAUUAAUGAAUUUUUACCUCAAUAUUCUCGAGUAUUUGAAAAUGAUACCAUUGAAGAAUUAGAUUAUAAAUUGAAUCAAAUUAUUAAAAUUUAUGCCUUUUUAUCAAAUAAAUUAACUACUCAAUCAACAACUAAAGAAGAUUUGGAUAAUAUAAAAUUUGAAUUAAGAUCUUAUUUACGUGAUCAUAUUGUAUUUGAAAGAAAUACCGUUUGGAAAGAUUUAUUAUCAUUAGAAAAGAAAUCUUAUAAUAUUGAUUUAGAUAAUUCUGUGGUUCAAAAUAAUAAAAUGGGUGAUGAAGGUCAUAUAAUUAAUUCAAUGAUGAAUUUAUCCAUGAAAAGAAUUAAUUUACCACAAUGCCUUAAAAAAUUGAUUAAAUAUGAUCAUAUUGAUAUUCCACAAUUUUUAUUAACUACUCAAAUGCUUAAAAUUAUUAUUAUUGUCAUUGUUUUCAUUAUAUUAUUAGCAGUGAAAACUUUUAAUGAUCCAGUUCAAGGUCGUUGUUUAGCAGUAUUAGUUGCUGCUGCCAUGCUUUGGGCUUCAGAAGCAUUACCUUUAUACACUACAGCUUUAUUAAUCCCACUUUUGGUUGUUACUUGUAAAGUUUGUAAAACUCCGGGAACCGAUGAUCCAAUGGAUGCCACCAAGGCAUCACAAUAUAUUUUUGGGACAAUGUGGAAUUCCACAAUUAUGAUAUUAAUUGGUGGGUUUACAUUAGCUGCUGCAUUAUCAAAAUAUAAUCUUGCCAAAAUAUUAUCAUCAUAUAUUUUAGCAUUAGCAGGUACAAAUCCAAGAAAUGUAUUAUUGGCAAUCAUGUGUGUAUCAUUAUUUCUUUCCAUGUGGAUUUCUAAUGUUGCUGCCCCCGUUUUAUGUUUUUCAUUAAUUCAACCAGUUUUAAGAAGUAUCCCCACAGAUUCCCCCGUUGCUAAAGCAUUAGUGUUAGGGAUCGCUUUGGCGUCUGAUGUUGCUGGUAUGGCUUCACCAAUUGCAUCUCCACAAAAUGUUAUUGCUCUUGAAUCAAUGAAUCCUAAUCCAGGUUGGGGGAAAUGGUUUGCUGUGGCAUUACCUGUGGCAAUCAUUAGUUUAAUUUUAAUUUGGGUGGAAUUAUUCAUGACGUUUAAAAUCAAUAAUGUUAAAAUCAAACAAUUCAAACCAAUUAAAGAAAAAUUAACCAUGAAACAAUGGUUUGUAUUUGCCGUCACUAUAACUACUAUUCUUUUAUGGUGUGUUAUGCAAAAAAUUGAUGGAACAUUUGGUGAAUCAGGUAUAAUCACUUGUAUCCCAAUUGUAUUAUUUUUCGGUACCGGUUUAUUAAAAGUUGAUGAUUUAAAUAAUUAUCCUUGGUCAAUUGUUAUGUUAGCCAUGGGUGGUAUUGCAUUAGGGAAAGCCGUUACUUCUUCAGGUUUAUUGAAAACUAUUGCUUUAGCAUUACAAAAACGAAUUAUGCAUUAUGAUGCCAUUGUUGUAUUAAUCAUUUUUGGAGCAUUAAUUUUGGUGGUAGCUACAUUUGUAAGUCAUACUGUAUCAGCACUUAUUAUUAUCCCCUUGGUUAAAGAAGUUGGAGAUUCAUUACCUAAACCUCAUCCAUUAAUGCUUAUUAUGGGUGUAGCUUUAAUUGCUUCAGGGGCAAUGGGAUUACCAACUUCAGGAUUCCCUAAUGUGACGGCAAUUGGUAUGAGAGAUGAAGUUGGUAAACCUUAUUUGACGGUUAAUUUAUUUAUUACUAGAGGGGUUCCGGCAAGUAUAAUUGUUUAUGUUUGUAUUAUCACCAUUGGUUAUGGUAUUAUGUCAUCAUUGAACUUUUAA